AUGUUUAAAAUCGGAAGCCUCAUUGUCUUCUGUGGGCUGCUGGCCCAAACCAAGGCCCAGCUUGGAGACCUCCUCCAGCUCCCUGCCCCAGCUGUACCCUCAGUACCCACAGAUCUUCCUGGAAGCUUGAUAAAAGAUCUCACCAAUGAACUGCUCUCUGGGAAUAUCAUGGGCGUUCUCAACAGUCUUCCACUCUUGGACAGCCUGAAGCCUAAAGGAGACAACUCUGGUGGCUUGCUUGGGGGUCUACUUGGGACAGUUACUUCAGUGAUCCCUGUUUUGAGUGACCUCAUAGAUGUGACAGUCACUGACCCCCAGCUGCUGGAACUUGGCCUUGUGCAGAGUCUUGAUGGCCACCGUCUCUACGUCACUAUCCCUCUGGGCCUGGUCCUCAAUGUGAAGACGCCCAUAGUUGGAAGUCUGGUGAAGCUGGAUGUGAAGCUGAACCUCACUGUAGAACUCUUAGUCGUGAGAGAUAAUCAGGGGAAGAGCCACCUGGUUGUUGGCGACUGCACCCACUCUCCUGGCAGCCUGAAAAUCUCCCUUCUUAAUGGAACUGGCAGCCUCCCCGUUCAAAACCUUGUUGACAGCCUCACUGGGGUCUUGGAUAAAGUUCUUCCUGAGCUAGUGCAGGGCAAGGUGUGCCCUCUGGUCAAUGAAAUUCUUGGUCAUCUGGAUGUCACGCUGGUGCAUGACAUUAUCAACUUGCUGAUCCAUGGAGUGCAAUUUGUCGUCAAGGUCUAA
Molecule: messenger RNA, 744 nt
Organism: Orycteropus afer afer
Lineage: Eukaryota; Metazoa; Chordata; Mammalia; Tubulidentata; Orycteropodidae
Gene: BPIFA1
Product: BPI fold containing family A member 1
Exons: 7
Coding region: 1-744 (247 amino acids)
Biological process (GO): antimicrobial humoral immune response mediated by antimicrobial peptide; innate immune response; negative regulation of single-species biofilm formation in or on host organism
Molecular function (GO): lipid binding
Source: RefSeq, a predicted model, not a curated record